CUGACAUGGCACCAGCAUCCUGUGCUCUCUGCCAGAAGGCCAAGGCAAUCAUCAAGCGGCCAAAGACAGGCCAGUCGAUUUGCAAGACAUGCUUUUUCGAUGUCUUCGAAACAGAAGUCCACAGAACCAUCACCGACACCCGUCUUUUUAAUCGUGGUGACAAGGUAGCUAUAGGCGCUUCUGGAGGGAAAGACUCCACUGUCCUCGCCUAUGUAAUGAAAACUCUCAAUGACCGCUAUGACUACGGGCUUGACCUCUAUCUGCUGUCGAUCGACGAAGGUAUCACAGGGUACAGAGAUGACUCACUGGAGACCGUGAAGCGAAAUCAGCUUCAAUACGACAUGCCGUUGAAAAUUCUUUCCUAUGACGAGCUCUACGGCUGGACCAUGGACGCCGUCGUUUCAAAGAUAGGGAAGAAGAACAACUGCACAUUCUGUGGUGUUUUCCGUCGACAGGCUCUUGACAGAGGUGCUGCUUCUCUUGGCGUCGAACAUAUUGUCACUGGUCACAAUGCUGAUGACAUUGCUGAGACCGUCCUCAUGAACAUUAUGCGUGGUGACAUUGCACGCCUUGGUCGUUGCACCUUGAUCUGUACGCAAGGUGAAGAUACUAUACAACGGUCCAAGCCUUUCAAGUACACGUACGAAAAGGAGAUUGUCAUGUAUGCCUACUUCAAGAAGCUAGACUACUUUUCAACAGAAUGCAUCUACUCGCCUGAUGCAUAUCGCGGUCACGCACGAGCCUUUCUGAAGGACUUGGAGGCUGUACGACCGAGCUCCAUUAUCGACAUCAUUCACUCGGGCGAAGCAUGGGAGAUCACUGAGAAAGUCAAGGCAACGCAGAAGCAGCAACAAAUCUGUCGACGCUGUGGAUACAUGUCAAGCAACGAGUUAUGCAAAGCAUGCACCCUGCUAGAGAGCCUCGAGAAAGACACGACACGAGGGGGAUCAGUGCGCAUAUUUAAACCUCACAAUGUUUAGGUUUUCUCAGUCUACCUCCACUUGACAGUGACUGUUUAUACAGAACAUCCUAUUUGGAGAGCAGCGGCCCAUG
Coniophora puteana RWD-64-598 SS2 is the source of this 1053-nucleotide messenger RNA. RefSeq lists its product as uncharacterized. The record is from RefSeq and is a predicted model, not a curated record. NCBI's taxonomy places the organism in Eukaryota, Fungi, Basidiomycota, Agaricomycetes, Boletales, Coniophoraceae. The transcript is spliced from 6 exons. The coding region runs from base 6 to 980 and encodes 324 amino acids. Gene Ontology annotation, molecular function: tRNA binding. Gene Ontology annotation, biological process: tRNA wobble position uridine thiolation. Gene Ontology annotation, cellular component: mitochondrion; cytosolic tRNA wobble base thiouridylase complex.